AUGGGAUCCACCAUACACUCAUUUCAGUGGCUUUCUUUGUUCUUUCUAAUUAUUUCAGCUAAUGUUUCAGCUUUCAAAAUUCCAAGGUUAGGAACUUCGAGGAGAACUAAGAAACUCGAACCCCAAAUCAUGUCUUCCUCACAACUUCCUGAAGAUCUCAAAACAUUUUAUUACACCCAAAGACUUGAUCACUUCAACUACAAGCCUGACAGCUACACCACUUUUCAACAAAGAUAUAUGAUAAAUUUCAAGUACUGGGGUGGAGCUAAAUCAAGUGCACCAAUUUUUGCAUUCUUUGGUGCAGAAGCACCGGUGGAUGAGGAUAUAUACUAUGUUGGGUUUCUCAGAGAUAACGCUCCUCAGUUCAAUGCUCUUAUUGUUUAUAUAGAGCAUAGAUACUAUGGGAAAUCUAUACCAUUUGGGUCAAGGAAGGAAGCUAUGAGAAAUGCAAGUACUCGCGGUUACUUUAACUCAGCCCAGGCAAUAGCAGACUAUGCUGCUGUGCUUUUACACAUCAAGAAAACUUUGUCCGCUCAGAAUUCUCCCAUAAUCGUUAUUGGAGGCUCUUAUGGUGGAAUGCUUGCAUCAUGGUUCCGCCUAAAGUAUCCCCACAUUGCUCUUGGUGCUCUUGCCUCAUCAGCACCAAUUCUUUACUUCAAUGGCAUUGCCCCACAAGCCGGAUACUACUAUAUAGUAACCAAAGACUUCAAAGAAACUAGUGACAGCUGCUACCAAACUAUACGUAAAUCAUGGUCUGAAAUCGACAGAGUUGCUAAGAAGCCGAAUGGCCUUUCAAUUCUCAGCAAGAGAUUUAAAACUUGCAACAAAUUGAACAAAAGUUUUGAGCUCAAGGACUACUUAGACUCAUUAUAUACAGAUGCUGCUCAAUACAAUCAACCUCCUGAGUACCCAGUUAAGGUUAUAUGUGAUGCAAUUGAUGCAGCAGCAGCAGCUAAGAAAACCGAUAUUCUUGGCCAAAUAUUUGAAGGUGUUGUCGCUUAUAUGCGACAUCGUUCAUGUUAUGAUAUGAAUGAAUACAAUCACCCAACUGAAACUAACCUGGGUUGGAGAUGGCAGACAUGCAGCGAGAUGGUUAUGCCAAUAGGUCAUGAAAGGAAUGACUCAAUGUUCCCACCAGCACCUUUCAACAUGAAGAGAUUUGUUCAUGAUUGUUGGAGCUUAUAUGGUGUCCUUCCCCAGCCUCAUUGGGUGACCACAUACUAUGGGGGUCCUGAUUUGAAACUGAUUCUCCAUAGAUUUGCUAGCAACAUCAUAUUCUCCAAUGGGUUGAGAGAUCCGUACAGCUCUGGCGGGGUAUUGGAGAGUAUUUCACGUAGUGUCAUUGCAGUUUCCACUGUAAAUGGUUCUCACUGCCUAGACAUACUUUCACAAAAACCAAGUGAUCCUCAAUGGUUGGUGACGCAGAGAAAUAUUGAGGUCAAGAUAAUCAAAGGUUGGAUUGCCGAGUAUCAAGCUGAUCUAUUAGCACUAAAUAAACAAAGCAAAGCACCAAUACCCGAAAGUUAA
Abrus precatorius (Indian licorice) is the source of this 1527-nucleotide messenger RNA. RefSeq names its product lysosomal Pro-X carboxypeptidase-like. Bases 1 to 1527 code for a protein of 508 amino acids. The record is from RefSeq and is a predicted model, not a curated record. Gene Ontology annotation, biological process: proteolysis. Gene Ontology annotation, molecular function: serine-type exopeptidase activity; dipeptidyl-peptidase activity. The transcript is spliced from 9 exons. Lineage: Eukaryota; Viridiplantae; Streptophyta; Magnoliopsida; Fabales; Fabaceae.